UUUGGCAAGAAUCUGUGCCAGCAACCUGGUACUCAUUUCCUGUACGGUCACAGAUACCUUCUACGACUGCUCACUGAGGAAAUAAAAUGUCUUGACCUCUUAUGCUACAUCACCAUGAAUGUUUGGUCUUUCCUUUUUUUUUCUUUAUUUAAUUGUUGUUUCAUGGCACUCAUAUUGUACUCGAUGAGCGCGGGCUACAUAAGGUUCCCCCUUUCUCACUGGCUGUUUUUGGGAGAUGUUCUGUGCCGUUUGGACGGCUUAGGGAGUGUUGUUCAAGGGGAUUUGGUAGCGGGGCUCUGAUGCACUCUGAGAAUGUAACAAAGCUAUAGACACCUCAAAACACUGUCAGUCUUUGACGCUUUGGUUAGCAUUGCUGCACUGUAAACAAUUAUUUUUUGCCUUUGUAAAUACAAUGAGGACAAUUCAAGUAAUUUUUACAUGAAUGUAUCAAUUCUGAGAAUUACUCAAACAUGUCAUGUGAAAUUCAGUGUAAUGCUUGGAGUUUCUGUGUAAUUGAGUGUCCUCACAUUCAGUUAAAUAAAUUCAGUAAAUUUAACCGUAAUAACUGUUGUGAAAAUUACUGCAAUUUUGUGAUCAUGACAUUAACUACAGAAAUUCAAGUAAAAUUUGCCAACAGAACGAUGGCGUGACGUCACAUUCUAGACGUGCCCCAACGGUUGACUUUCUAAAGUGAUGUGACUUUGAUGCGAUGUGAGAUUUCGUCAUUGUGGUCGCGGAUUAAACUCCAGGAGCAUUCAAUUCUGUUGCUGUUGGUCGUCGGAGCUUCCCUUUCUCAGGCUUUUGAAAAUGUGGACAUUCACCACGGUUAAGGAAGAGCUGGAGGACCUUUUUACCCCUCAUCAGGCACCCUAUUAAGGGUGUCCCACCAUGAGGUUGCUGUGUAAAAGUUGUAGCUUUGCCUCAAAUAGAAGGGUUGAUCUUUUCAAGCACUACAGACUCAAACAUGGAAACAGUGGCCGUACUCAAUCCAUACCUUGCCUAUAUGCUAAUUGUCCUUGUUCAUUUAAGACGUUUAAUGCUCACAAGAUCCAUCUAUCCCGUCAUCAUGUGGAAUCAGUUGCACCAAACGUGGUUGUUUCGUUCAGUUGUCAGCGCUGCAAUUUAGCGGCCUUCUCUUCAGAGAAACAGUAUUUUGAACAUUUACACAGUCAUUUGAAGAGGUUUGAAGUUGUGCAGUGUGUAUUCAAAGACUGUAGCUUCAGUACAAACAUCUAUUCAACCUUUUGUUCUCAUAAGCACAGGAAACAUGGUCAGCACUCACAUGAAGACUUUAAUCCUGAGGUUUUGAAAACGCUUUCAGAUACUCCUGUCUUCCAGCAUGAUCCAGUGUUUUCUGAACAGGAUCCAGAGGUUUUUGUUGAACCAUGUGAGGAUUUGUCUGAGGUUAUAAAGGAUAGACUUGGACUGCUGUUUCUAAAGUUGGAGAGUUGUUACAAUGUGCCGAACAAGUGCAUUGAUGAAAUUGUAGAUGAGUUACAGUUCUUAUCCUGCUCCUCAUCUGGACCAGUUUUGAGAUAUGUUGUUGAGUCCACCUUCAAGAAACACAACUAUGACUUUGAUUCAGCUCUUUUAAGCGAUUUGGUGAGCAACUUAUGUGAGUCACAUCCUAUUAGUUCAGCUGUAGGGAAAGAUGGUCCUUUUACUACAUCAUAUAGGAGGAGGCAAUAUAUGAAGUCACAUUUUUCAGUUGUGGAUCCAAAAGAGUACAUUCUGAAGAAGAGGGAGAAUAAAACAUUCCAAUAUAUUCCUAUACUGCAGUCUUUGUCACAGGUACUUAAGAAUUCUCUAGAAAAGCACCUAGUUGCUACAAGGAACUCGGACAGGGCAUCGAAAUAUCAGUCAUUUCAAGAUGGGUCUCAUUUUCAGAAAAAUAUUUUUUUCUCUUCAGAUGAGGAUAGAUUAAGUCUUAUCCUGUACAUUGACGACUUUGAAGUCUGCAACCCCCUUGGAACAUCCCGGAAGAUACACAAAGUUACUGCUGUGUAUUGGGUCUUAGGCAACAUCCCAGCACAUGCAAGAUCGGCAUUGACGAGUAUAUACUUAGCCAUUCUCUGUAAGGCCAGUGACACCAAACAGUUUGGAUUUCAGACAGUGCUAGAGCCACUAUUGCGGGAUCUUCAAAGCUUAGAGAAAGAUGGUCUUUUCAUUCCAAGUUUUGGGAAAGUGAUCAAAGGCACUGUGGUGAGCGUAGUGGCUGACAAUUUGGGUGCUCAUGCUGUGGCAGGACUUGUUGAAAGUUUCUCAGGACCUCAUGUCUGUUGAUUCUGUCUGGGAGAGCGCUCUAUGUUUCAGACAACAGAGGUAAGAUCAGGAGUUUUUCAGCGAAGAAGGGAAGAGCAGCACACCUUACAUGUUCAAACAGCUUUAUCGAGUCCUUCUCUUAGUCCGUGCUAUGGGGUGAAAAAACAGUGUGCACUAUCUGAACAGCUGUGUUAUUUUGAUGUGACGUCUGGUUUCCCUCCUGAUGUGCUACACGACCUUCUUGAGGUUGUUGUUCCCCUAGAGCUGGCAUUGUCACUGAAUGCGUUCAUCAAGAACAAGUAUUUUUCCUUGGUGGAAUUCAAUGACUUAAUUGCUCAGUUCCCUUACAAGUGGACUGACCGAACAAAUCGCCCACAUUUG
This is a messenger RNA of Gadus chalcogrammus (walleye pollock), 2643 nucleotides long. RefSeq lists its product as uncharacterized. The record is from RefSeq and is a predicted model, not a curated record. The coding region runs from base 889 to 2283 and encodes 464 amino acids. The transcript has 3 exons. NCBI's taxonomy places the organism in Eukaryota, Metazoa, Chordata, Actinopteri, Gadiformes, Gadidae.